Nerophis lumbriciformis (worm pipefish) is the source of this 3799-nucleotide messenger RNA. RefSeq lists its product as uncharacterized. Lineage: Eukaryota; Metazoa; Chordata; Actinopteri; Syngnathiformes; Syngnathidae. The record is from RefSeq and is a predicted model, not a curated record.
CACCUGUAGCUGCCGUCCUGCCAGCGAGCAGCCUUCAAGCAGCCUUCAAGCAGCCUCCACCCGGCCAGCGAACGCCCAACACGGCCCAACAGGACCGUUACACGCCGGUACCGCUCACUCAUCGUUUACCAGAACCGGAACCAUGCUUCUACACUGUCUGACCAGCUUUAUUUUGCUGUCUGUCGCCGUCAAGGGAACUGUAGGAAUAGAUCCCGACAACUUCACUGCAACAACUGAGGGAGGAUCCGCUGAUGACAGUUUCUCAAGCCUCGGUCAAUUUAGCAGCAACACAACGCUCUCACCGUCACCAAGUUAUACACCAAUGACAGCCGUGAGUGAUGCUACGGCAUCUUACGCUGACAGAGAGACCACCAUCUCUGAGCCAAGCAGCCCUGUCUUGAUGUCAACAACCCAAGAUGGCAACACGAGGGAGACUGGCACGACCACGCGCCCUCCCGACCCGACAGAUGGCAGCGGCUAUCCCCCCGCAACUACAGACCAACACUUCACAACCUCUCCGACUGACGACAGCACAAUAUCAAUGACAAUGAACGACAAAACAACCUUAAUCCCAACAACGGGACCAACCAUUAAUGACAUGAGCUCAAUGACAACUGGUGUCACAACGUUAACAACAAUGGGGCCAACGGAUGCGACAUUGACGACAAUCGACCCGACCACUGCCAACGACACAAGCUUCAGCCCAACACCUGCCCUGACAGUCAAUGACAGUGCAACCACUGAUGACAAAACCUCCAUGACAACGAACGACAGCGCAACACUAAUCCCAACACCGGGACCAACCAUCAGUGACAUUAGCUCAAUGAGGACAACUGGUGUCACAAUGUUAACGGGUCCAACGGACGUGACAAUCUCUAUGACGACAAUCGAUCAGACCACCAACGACACAAGCUUCAGGCCAACAACACCUGCCCUGACAGUCAAUGACAGUGCAACCACUGACGACAUAACCUCCAUGACAACGAACGACAGCGCAACACUAAUCCCAACGGGACCAACCAUCAGUCCCAUUAGCUCAAUGACAACAACUGGUGUCACAAUGGUAACGACAACGGGUCCAACGGACAUGACAAUCUCUAUGACGACAAUCGAUCAGACCGCCAACGGCACAAGCUUCAGCCCAACAACACCUGCCCUGACAGUCAACGACAGUGCAACCACUGAUGACACAACCUCCAUGACAACGAACGACGACGCCACCUUAAUCCCGACAACGGGACCAACCAUCAAUGACAUGAGCUCAAUGACGACAGCUGGCGUCACAACGUUAACGACAACAGGUCCGACGAACAUGACAGUCUCGAUAACGUCAAUUGAAACGACCGCAGACAACACAAGUUUCAGCCCUACAACACCUGCCCUGACAGUCAACGACACGACCUCAACGACCGCAGCAGAGAUGAACAAUUCCGCUACAACCGCCGCAUGGACAAACAACACUGACUCCAUGACGACCGUCAAUGAGGAGGACACGGCAACAACCUGGAUGACAACCGCCACUCCAGCCGACAACUACACAACAACCACCGAGAUCUUCAAUGCAACUACGCUAACAACUAUCCUUACCCCGACAAUUCCUCCGGAGAUUUCCGUUAGUGUCAGCGCAGCAACACAAUUGACCACAGUCUCAUCUGGACCCCCUUCAAUGACAGAAGUGACUAGUCAAACGGGAACCACCAGCUAUGAAGCCUCAAGUCACAUGACCUCGACCUCACCCAACACAACUAUCAUUGGAACCUCGCCACUGCCCACACAGGGUCCAGUUUUGGUUUGUCCCGCUGAGCCGUGUCCUCUUGAAAGCGUCUGCCUCAACGGCACCUGCCAGUGUCUCUCCGGAAGCUUCCUGGUGGACGGCCGCUGCACACGUGGUCAAGUGUUUGCUGGACAGCUCCACCUGAGCUCCUUGGACUUCAACAGCGAUAUGUUGAACAGGUCCUCCAAAGCCUUCCAGAACACGGCGGGGAACAUCGCCACAGCGCUCGCUGGCGCCUUCUCCGAUCAACCGGCGUACAUCCGCUCAGAUGUGGUGCAGCUUGCACCAGGAAGUGUGAUUGCAACGGUAAACAACAUAUUUGCCAACAUGGCCGCCUCUCAAGAGUCAGUGGAGCAGACCAUUAAAGAGGUCAUCGCCAGCAGCUCUCAAGGCCUACUGAUAAACGCUACAUUUAGCAGCACAGACUUGUGUGGUCAGGCGCCAUUUCCUUGUGACACCGUCACCGCUGUGUGCACCAGCGCCAACGGAUUGGUAAUUUGCUCCUGUAAACAAGGCUAUGUCUCAACAGUCUACUCCAACACCAGCUGCAAAGCAUGUCCAAGUGGACAACAUGGGGUGGACAAUAUCUGUAAGACAUGUGCGUUUGGCUACGGAGGCCUUAACUGUAGGGACUCAUCUCUCCUGGCUGUGGUGGUGGUCUCCUGCGUCCUGGGAGGGAUUUUACUCAUCCUGAUCUCAGCUUUGCUCGCAUAUUGCUGCUGGCGGAGGUGCCAAGGCGACCCUGGCAGCAGUAGUAGUCCGUACCCGACAGGCGAGCUGGCCAAGCCGUGGCCCUCUGACAUCACGCCCAUCCCCCGCGCCACCGCCACAAGCACGUGGGACACGGCGUCCAUGGAGAUGACCGAGGGAGGCAGCACUCGUGUCUUGGUGGACGGAAAGAAUCAUACCAACGGCGUGGGGUUUCAGCUGAAGCAGGCAAGAUGGAAGAAGUCGGGUUCAUACGACCUCAACACGGACGCCAUGAAGACCUUCAAGAGUAAAAACCCGUCACGCUACUCGUACCUGGUGGAAGGCCACAAGAACCCCUACUUCCUGCCGGGAGACAACAAGAAAGACUGAAGCAGCUCCCCCUUGUGGACGCCUAAAACUGUAUUUUUUUAUUAUGUUCCAAUCAAAGAGGAUGGAUGAUGACCAGGCGCCAAAUGAGGUGUUGAACAAUCGUUUUGUAACGUUUCAAUUGUGCUUUUCUGCAAUCACCCAUGACGUUUUGUGCCUCAAGUCAUGUUGAAUGACAAAAAAGGAGGCUGGUCCCUCGUUCUAGAUGCUUCUGAAGGGAUUUGUUUGUGUCAAGUUGCGCUUUUAUUGACUGAUAAGAGUCGUGUUGUUCGUGGAUGUGCCAACUAUCACUCGUCUCUCAUGCCGUGUGCAGGGGUGUCCAAACCUGAGGGCCGCACACGGAAAAGUAAAGCAUGCGGGGGCCAUUUUGAUAUUUUUAUUUUCAAAACCAAUUCAAUAUAUACAUUUAUUUUAUCUUAGGCUCCCCUCAAGUUUGGUCCGAGGGACCCAGUCAUUAAUGCUCAAAAUAAGUCUAAUAUAAAAAUAUUUUUAAUUAUUUAAUUCAAUGCUUAAAUCUCUAGGUCAACUACAGGUCUGUCAUUAAAUUUUUUUAAAGAAAAUAAUGAUUUAUGCUCUGUUAUAAACCUUGUUUUUAUUGCAAAAACACAAAAUGGGCUAUAUAUAUAAAACCUUUUUUAUUUUUUUUAAACCCGUCACUACCUCAAAAAUAAUGAAUCAAAAUGAAUGUUAUGGAUUAUUGACAUAUAUAUAUAUAUAUAUAUAUAUAUAUAUAUAUAUAUAAAUAUAUGUAAAUAUCGAAAUACAUAUAUUUUACUCAAAAAUAAUGAAUCAAAAUGAAUGUUAUGAAUUAUUGACAUAUAUAUAUAUAUCCAUCCAUCCAUCCAUCCAUUUUCUACCGCUUAUUCCCUUUGGGGUCGCGGGGGGCGCUGGAGCCUAUCUCAGCUACAAUCGUAUAUAUAUAUAUAUAUAUAUUUUUAUUUUUUUUAU